Molecule: messenger RNA, 647 nt
Organism: Dipodomys ordii (Ord's kangaroo rat)
Lineage: Eukaryota; Metazoa; Chordata; Mammalia; Rodentia; Heteromyidae
Product: WD repeat and FYVE domain-containing protein 3-like
Exons: 3
Molecular function (GO): metal ion binding
Source: RefSeq, a predicted model, not a curated record
AUGCAUUCCCCAGGGCAGGAAGCUCAAGACGAAGACAGCAGUGAUUCAGAAGCAGAGGAGCAGAGCAUCAGCCAGGAUCCUAAGGACACGCCCAGCCAGCCCAGCAGCACCGGCCACAGGCCAAGGGCAGCCUCAUGCCGAGCUGCAGCCACCUGGUGUACUGACAGUGGCUCCGAUGACUCCAGACGCUGGUCUGACCAGCUCAGUCUAGAUGAAAAAGAUGGCUUCAUAUUUGUGAACUAUUCAGAAGGCCAGACCAGAGCCCAUCUGCAGGGGCCCCUGAGUCACCCCCACCCCAGUUCCAUAGAAGUGCGGAAUUACAGCAGAUUGAAACCUGGGUACCGGUGGGAGCGGCAGCUAGUAUUCAGGAGCAAGCUAACCAUGCACACGGCCUUUGAUCGAAAGGACAACGCACACCCAGCUGAAGUCACAGCCCUGGGCAUCUCCAAAGAUCACAGUAGGAUCCUUAUUGGUGACAGCCGAGGCCGAGUGUUCAGCUGGUCUGUGAGUGACCAGCCAGGCCGAUCAGCUGCUGACCACUGGGUGAAGGAUGAAGGCGGAGACAGCUGCUCCGGCUGCUCAGUGAGGUUUUCCCUCACUGAAAGACGACACCAUUGCAGGAACUGUGGACAGCUCUUCUGCCAGAA